This is a messenger RNA of Paramecium sonneborni, 1045 nucleotides long. NCBI's taxonomy places the organism in Eukaryota, Ciliophora, Oligohymenophorea, Peniculida, Parameciidae. The record is from the annotation of a GenBank genome assembly.
AUGGAAAGUAUAAAAUAGCUCUUAAUAGAUGUACUCAAUAUUAUUGAUAAAGUAUAAUUUUUUUCUUAUUAGGAUGUUGUGGAAGCAUAUUAAUAAAUGAAUAAGUAAACUACCAAAGAGAUUUGUGAAUAGUCUCAAAAAUAAUAAUAUGAAUACAUACUUUAAAUUGUAGCUUAUUUGAAUCGGUUGCUAUGUUAUUUAAUACAAUUAUAGAAUCAAAUCUUUAUUUGAAGAAUAACUAGAUGAACAUAUUAAUAAUGAUUAUGAAUCAAUAAUAUAAGAUCUUGAAGCAUAAAUACGUUCUCAUAUAAGAGUAGAGUAAUAGUAAAAAUUGUAAAUUGAAGCUUUAAUGUAAAAAAUUGAAGAACUAAAUGUUUAAAAAGAUCUUAUAAUUUAACAGCAAUAAGAUAAAAUACGAUCUUUAGAAUAGAUGAUUAAAGUAUCUAUCUGAAUAUUUAUUAGGAUUAAAAUAAGAAAUUUUCAGACAAUUCUCCUAUAGAAAUAAUCCACAGGAAAACUCCUUCAGCUUUUGAGAGGUUGGGCAAAUUUGUUCAAAAUAAAGCUUAGAAAUCAAAUCAAAAUUCUACUUAUGAAACAAAUUUGAAGAUUUUCUCAAAGGUUUGUCAUACAGAUGCUGAUCGUUCACUCUCUAAAGGAAGAAUAUAAAUGUCAGGAAAAAAAGAUCUAGGGUUACAUAGAAUAAAUGAUGAAACCUAAUAAUUUCUUGAAUCUAAAAUGACAGAAACUGAAAGAUAACGAGAUAAUGUACGUCAUAAACUUUAAAGGUCAGAUAAAACUAAUGAAUUAUAACAUUAAACAGCAAGUCCUGAAAAAUAGUUAUAAUUAAUGAAAUAUAAAGGGCUAUCAAAGGUUAAUUAAAUAUGUAUCAUAGUAAUUUGACUCUUAAAAAUUAGAAUAAACAGUCUCUAGUUAAAGUUUUGAAUAAGCAGGUAAGAAUUUAAUUGCAUUACAAAAAUAAAUUUCUAAUGGUCGUCUAAAAAAUAUGUAAGGAACUUAAUUACUUAAAUUUUUAUAAAAAAAAUGA